UUUCAUGCAAAAUCAAAACUCGUUUUAAAUUUAAACGGAGAACCGGUGCUUAAUCUCGCCAUAUGAAUAGUUAGUGCGGCGAGCUACUUUCUGGAAGUGAGAAGUCAUACCCAAGUUUCAAUAAUCUUUCUCUGAAAUUUUAAUUUUGUGCCACAGCUUUAUUGGGGCCCAUCUGAUGCUUACAGCAGCAAGCUUCAAUCGAUGCCUUUUUAAAAUACUUUUCAAGCUCAGGUCAACAAUUCUAAUCAUUUUCUCUGAUCUACUUGAGCAAGAACUAGAACUUAGAAAAAAUGACUAUGCAGAAAACUAGCGAAACUGCAACUGCGCCUGUUUUGGAUUUCAGCGAGCUUUCUCUGGACGUCGAUGAUGCUGAUUUAAAAGCGGAUUCCAUUCAAGACAUAACCAAACAAGUUAUGGAUAUGCUCAGCACCACUGGAUAUCUCUAUCUAAAGAACACUGGUUUGAAAGUUGAGGAGAUAAAAGAGUUUAAUAAAGUGAUGCGUGAUUUCUUUGAGCAGCCCGAAGAAACCAAGGGAAAAGUUAACGGAGAGUUUGGAUGGAAUCGGAAACACGGCUGGAUACGGCAAGAAAUAUUCAACGAUGUAGCGGACUGGAAGGAAGCGUUCAACGUGGUCAUUGGCGAAGUCAUUCGUCUGGGGUUGACUUGGCCCAACGAGGAGUUCCGAGUUGCGAUGGAACAAAUGUUCGGCCGAUUGAAAGUGCUAGCUCUCCGAUUCCUGACUGUUCUUGCUUUAGGUUUCGGACAAAAGGCUAACUUUUUUACGGAUAUGCACAAGCAGCUGGGAUCAAUUGGAAACAGCAGCUUAGUUCGAUGUGUGUACUACCCACAGAUGCGGCAGAGCGACUUGUACAAUGUCAAACCCGGUCAACUGAGACACGGAGAUCAUUGUGAUUUCGGAAGUGUUACUUUAUUGGUUUCUGAAGAUUUUCGAGGACUCCAGUUGCAAAAUCACGAUGGAAACUUUGUGGACAUAGCUAAAGUUGAAGACCCAACGUAUGUGCUUGUUAUUAUUGGAACCAUUCUUCAGAGGUGGACGGACGAUGAAAUAAUUGCACCCAGACACCACGUAGUUUUCAAUGAAUUAACGCCACAUAGAACUACUGAAGGAACCGAAGACCCAAUCCGAGUUGCUAAGAGACAGUCAUUUGGUCUGUUUGUGAACCCAGACAAUGGUGCUAUGGUGCAAUCAUUCAAAGGGAAAACAAAAUACAAACCAAUAAAAGCUCUCGAUUACCUCAACAAAGAAUGUUGCAAGAUUAACAAGCCCUGAAUAGAAGCAACGAAGAGACAACAGAUUCCUUGCAUAAUGGCUGUAAAGACUGUGAAUUUAAUAUUUUUUUACUUAUGUAUAGUUUAAUGAUAAUAGAAGUU
Molecule: messenger RNA, 1393 nt
Organism: Symsagittifera roscoffensis
Lineage: Eukaryota; Metazoa; Xenacoelomorpha; Acoela; Convolutidae
Exons: 4
Coding region: 291-1292 (333 amino acids)
Molecular function (GO): 2-oxoglutarate-dependent dioxygenase activity
Source: RefSeq, a predicted model, not a curated record